AUGACCACCCAUCCCGACAGCCAUUCCGGGGAUUUAGAAUUAAAAAAUCUCCUCACUUCGUGGCAUUUGGAGCAUCACUACAAUCAUUUUCGGGAACAAAAAAUCACUCUUCAAGUUCUGAAGAUACUCAAGCCACAACAUAUUGAAAAAUUAUUUGCAAAUCGUCCAUUAGGUGAUCAGGUCAUGUUCGAACAUCGUUUGAACAUAUGGCAGCAGCUGCAGCUGUUAGAUGAUACACCGAAAGCUUUUCGAAGCCAAGUUGUACCAAUUGCUAUAACAGAAAAUCGAACGAAGAGAUUGAAACCAAAUGAAAGUUCUCAAGAGUUGGAGGUACAUGAUUAUGAUGAUACCGAAGAUAAUUUACAAGAUAUGGAUGACAACACAACAAAUGUAUCCAGGCCUGAAAUGUCGUCGUCAGCUGUCAGACGUUCUUCAUCCACCACAUUGCCAAAAAUUGCUAAUGUGGCCAGUGAAAGCUCUGCGGCACCACUCCCAUCAGUCUCGACGCCUUCUGAUAUGGGGCCCACAAACUUUUCACCAUAUUCCGUCCGGGAUAUUCUAAAUUCUACCUUUGAGGGUAAGACCCUCAUAAGUUAUUACCAGCAACAUAAAAUCUUCCUAGAGGAUCACCGUACCACUUUAUUGAAUAUAUUAGCCCGCCAUAUAGAUGCCAAUGAAUGCAAGCUAACGAUGAGCCAAGCCACCAGUAUGGAAAAACAAAUUCUCGAAAUGUUUCCCACCGAACGGGAGGAAUUCUAUCGAACGGGUAGAAGGGGACGUCUCUAUAAUAAGAUACAUAAUAUGAAAAGAAUCCAUAGGAGACUAAAACAACAGCAACAGGUCGAGGAGUCGGAAUCGAUUUCGAAACCAGCAUCACCUUCGGAUGGUGCAAUAAAGAAAGAAUGCAUUGUGGAGUUGAAUGAGGAUCACAUGAGAUUUAGUGCGCACAGCCAUGAGGAGCGUAUGGAGUUUUGGAAUCGUACACAAGCUAUUCGUUUUCGGGAUAUUGAUGAAAUUGAAUCGUUGCAGGAUAUUUUAAAUAAAUGGCCGGAAUAUAAAAAGUCCGAGGCCAAAGACUAUGUAAGUAUCGGAAUGGGCUAG
Musca vetustissima is the source of this 1101-nucleotide messenger RNA. RefSeq lists its product as uncharacterized. NCBI's taxonomy places the organism in Eukaryota, Metazoa, Arthropoda, Insecta, Diptera, Muscidae. The transcript is spliced from 2 exons. Bases 1 to 1101 code for a protein of 366 amino acids. The record is from RefSeq and is a predicted model, not a curated record.